Molecule: messenger RNA, 2620 nt
Organism: Xylaria bambusicola
Lineage: Eukaryota; Fungi; Ascomycota; Sordariomycetes; Xylariales; Xylariaceae
Product: major facilitator superfamily transporter
Exons: 1
Coding region: 696-2459 (587 amino acids)
Biological process (GO): xenobiotic detoxification by transmembrane export across the plasma membrane
Molecular function (GO): fluconazole transmembrane transporter activity
Source: RefSeq, a predicted model, not a curated record
AUCUAAAUAAAUGUCGUUAGUCAAGUGGAUGGGAGCCAUCUCUGAUAAACAUCAUAUCCUUAUGAGAGUUUUGAAGUACCUACCUACCUACUUGUGUGUUGCUUAUUCAGAAGUCCGCAUUACGUCAGCACUGCUAAUUAUUGAGCUCACGCACUGGGAGUAAUGUGUACAUGGUAUAGGCAUUUAGAUCUAAGUCUCUAGAUCUGGUAUCUGCCGCCUUAGCAUCGGCAUUUGUGUAGGCUGCUGUAUGCGACCCUAAGUAAGGGUCUACUCAAAGCUGAGCCUACAUAAAGACCCACAACCAACAACUCUUGGAUUGGUAAUCCGAUCUUUGAAACCACUACCGAGUAUUUCUCAUCAACGCCUUCUUAUCGCUUCUUCAGCGCAAUGAAUCUGGGGCAGGAUGGUAUUAGUGAUCUGGAAGACGAGAUGCUUCUCGUUUGUUGUUUAGUCAUGUCAAAUACUCCUACUCCCAACCUAGAUAAAAUAGUAGCAUGCCUCAAAGUAUAUUGAUUUUUCGAAGUGACCAGGCAACUACUAUCACACUGAACUAAAUAUCUAGAUCGACUUACUUGAACCGCGCCGUUGACAACUGAAAGCGGCAUCUGUACCUCUAGCAGUAACCCACAGGUACCGCAUCACGCUCGGAACCGUUUCUAAACUUCAAGUGUGUUUGACAUAACACGAGGUGCAAUAUGUCCUCUGUUAUACGUGAUACACCACUAGGACAAUUCGUCCGCUUCAUCACGCAGCACCGCGUUGUUCGGUACCCAGAGGAGGAACCAGAUUUCCAGCUUCCAGACACGUGGGUCAGGGUCAUCAACUCCGACAAAGCUGAAUACUCAGCCUCAUCUACCUGUUCCUCUGAUACAGUUACACUAUGUCCCAAUGAUGAGAGAUUUCUCUCAUCCGAUGAUGUUAGCUCCACUGGGACGGAGAGUCCAGCCAAAAGAGUCUCGAACGAGAAACAAGGUGUCCAAGAUGACAUCGAACAAGCCAUCGAAAGGGUGAAGUCAAUGCCCAUCGCUCCGCACCGGACCGCAGAUGGCACCAUUCUCGUAGACUGGUACUCGACAGACGAUCCGGAGAACCCUCGCAACUGGAAAAAUCUACGCCGUGCGCUCGUCGCGCUCGUUCUCUGUCUCUACACUUUCGUCGUGUACACGUCCAGCGCCAUCUACAUAAACUCGGAACCAGGUAUCAUGAGAGAGUUUGGCGUCAACGCCACCGAAGCCUCGUUAGGGCUCGCGUUGUUUGUGCUGGGUUACGGCAUCGGACCCUUGCUCUGGUCACCUCUUAGCGAGCUACCCAGCGUUGGCCGUAAUCCCGUUUAUUUCUGGACCAUGUUAGCCUUCGUGAUCUUAUCGAUCCCGACAGCUUUUGUCACAAAUUAUCCCGGAUUGAUGGUAUUGCGUUUCUUACAGGGCUUCUUCGGCUCCCCUUGUCUUGCGAACGGCGGCGCUUCGCUCGGUGAUCUGUACAGCGACCUGCAUCUACCUUACGCGCUCAUCGCGUGGGUGAGCGCCGGUUACUGUGGCCCUGCGCUUGGCCCUCUCCUAUCGGGCUUCUCGGUGCCUGUCUUAGGCUGGCGAUGGUCGCUUUUGGAGAUUCUCUUCGCUGCAUCUGCCGUCCUUCCCUUCAUGUUCGCUUUGCUGCCCGAGACAUCUUCGGCGACAAUCCUCUUACGACGCGCUCAACGAUUACGUCAGCUCACGGGAAAUCCUGCAUUCAAGUCGCAGUCCGAGAUCGACCAACAGGAUAUGUCGAGCCGUGAUAUCUUCGUCGAUGCGCUGAUCAAGCCGCUUGAGAUCACCAUCAAGGACCCGGCCAUCUUGUUCGUCCAGCUGUACACAGCUGUCGUCUACGCGACGUACUACUCUUUCUUCGAAAGCUUCCCGCUCGUUUACCCCGUCUACUACGGGUUGACACCCGGCCAGAUUGGCCUCGUGUUCCUCGCCAUACUCGUUGCGUGUCUCCUUGGCGCUGUCGUCUAUGCCUCCUAUAUACACUUCUACAUGAAUCCGCGGAUUCGCGCCCUCGGGGAACCUGUGCCAGAGACCCGACUCGUCCCCGCGCUCGUUGCGGCCGUGGGCCCGACCCUGGGUCUAUUCAUCUUUGCAUGGACCGCGCGCCCUGACAUCCACUGGAUUGCCCCUACGGCGGGCAUUACACUUUAUGGUGCCACCGUUUUCGUCGUAUUCCAGUGUAUAUUCGUUUACGUCCCUCUAAGCUAUCCGAAAUACGCAGCGAGCUUAUUCGCUGGCAACGACUUCUUCCGUUCUGCGCUCGCGUUUGCUGCCGUACUGUUCGCCCCGCCUCUAUUCGAGGACCUAGGAGUUGCAAGAGGCAACAGUUUGUUGGGCGGCUUGAGUGUCGUGGGUGUCAUUGGUAUUUGGACUUUGUACAUCUUUGGCGCCAGGCUUAGGAGCAUGAGCAAGUUUGCGAUUUCUGAUGAGUAACGAACUAAAAGGCGAUGUACGCGGCGAUGAUUCAGGCUAUAGUUUGAUAAAGAGUCACACUCCAAAUCCUUGGGGUUGGUCUCAGAAAGGGGUUUGAAACUGUUAUUUCAGCAUUGGGCGGCGUUUAAAAGCAAGGAUAAACCUGUUUUUACUGGUUACCC